Aphidius gifuensis is the source of this 2224-nucleotide messenger RNA. RefSeq names its product von Willebrand factor A domain-containing protein DDB_G0286969-like. Bases 29 to 2224 code for a protein of 731 amino acids. Lineage: Eukaryota; Metazoa; Arthropoda; Insecta; Hymenoptera; Braconidae. Gene Ontology annotation, cellular component: eukaryotic translation initiation factor 4F complex. The transcript is spliced from 9 exons. Gene Ontology annotation, molecular function: translation initiation factor activity; protein binding; mRNA binding. The record is from RefSeq and is a predicted model, not a curated record.
AGCCAUAAAAAAAAUAAGAGAAAAAUUUAUGAAUGAUUCCAUGUGUGUUGAUGAUCAAAAAGUGUCGGGAACAUUAGAAGAGCAACAAAAGACUACUGUCAUUAAAACUUCAGGCAGUGAACUUGAUAUUAUUGAGAGCAAUGAUGAUAAUAUAUUCAACGACUUUGCUUACUCAAUUGAUGAAGAUGAAGACGAAGAGGUUUUUAAACAAUCAGAGAUAGAUAGUGAAGAAUUAAAGAACGAUAAUUUUGAUUCAGAAAUUAUUAAUCACGUCGAGAAUCACAACAAUGACAACAAAAAAAUAAAUAACAAUUAUAACAAUAAUAAAAAUUACAGCAACAUGUGUACUUCAUCACCUAUAAAUUUGUCAGACAAAAUUACAUCUACUACAGAUGGAGUUAGAAUAAACGUAAUCGAUGAUGAGUCUGAUGAUUGUGAUGAAUCAACAAAUUCCAACAGACAGCUAUAUUCUGUGAAAGCCUCAACUUCCUUGGAAGCUGUUCAACAGCGAUCAUUUUAUCUUCCUGGGUCAGAAUGUACUAGUACUAUGAGCAAUUACAGAUCAGACGAUAAAACUUUAGAUAGCACAUUGCAAAACGACAGUUACCAAUAUCAGACGAGUAAAUCAGAAAACACAUGGAUACCAACAACAUGUGUGCAUAAAGAUAACACAACUGAUGAAUCUCAAACACAAGUAAUUUAUGAAAAAGUACGUGAUAUAUUGAAUGAAUUAACACUAGAAAACGUUGAUAAAUUGACUCAACAAUUUGAAGAUCUAAAUAUCAAUUCACAUGAAAGAUUACAAGGUGUAGUUGAUUUAAUUUUUGACAAAGCUAUUGAUGAACCAGACUUUGCAGCAAAAUUAAAACAUAUAUUCGAAAUUUAUUAUUCGCACGUUGUCGAGAUGAGUGCUAUUAAUAAAGUUGAACGUGAUGCUAAACUCAAAGAAAUUGAGGAAUGUAAUGAUAUUAAAAAGAAACAAAAACUAACAGCAUUACUUAAUGAUGCUGAUUGUCGCUUAGGUAGAAAAGCAGUUGGUAAUAGUAAGCUGAUUGGUGAAUUAUAUAACCGAGAAAUGCUUCGAGUAGCCUUUAUCCAUAAAUGUAUUAAACAUUUGUUAAGAACACCAGUUGAUUACAAUAUUGAAUGUCUUUGUAUGUUAUUAACAACAACUGGUGCAAAGCUGGAAAAUUCAAAGGAAAAUAAUUUCAGUUGGUAUUUUGGGAAAAUGCAUAGAUUAGCCAAAGAUAAAACUGGUCCUAAGAAACUAAGCUCAAGACUUAGAUUUAUGCUAUAUGAUGUUAUUAAUUUAAAAGCACGAAAAUGGGAACCAAUAAAAUACAAAGAUAAUACAAUGAAACAACCAUAUGCUGUUGCAACAUCAACUUCAAUGGAAACCAACCAACAAACAUCAAUUCAAUUACCUGGAUGUACUAGUGCUAAAAAAAAUUAUAGAUCAGACGAAAAAUCUUUAGAUAGCCAAAAUGACAGUCAACAAUUAGAAAAUUCAGGGAAACCAAUAAUACGUUGGCAGAUAAGUACAAUUGGUGAUUCUCAAACACAAUCACUUCAUGAAAAAGUACAAAGUAUAUUGAAUAAAUUAACACUAGAAAAUGUUGAUAAAUUGGCUAAGCAAGUUAAAUCAUUGGAUAUUAAUUCUCAUGAAAAAUUACAAUGUGUUGUUGAUGUAGUUUUUGAAAAAACUAUCAAUGAACCAAACUUCGUGACAGUAUCUGCAAUCAUGUUAGCGCGUUGUGAACAUGAGUUUGAAAGUGUUUCUGUUGAUAAAGUUGCACGUGAUGCUAAACUCAAAGAAAUUAAGGAAUGUGAUGAUAUUAAAAAGAAAACAAAACUAAUAGAUUUACUCAUUGAUGCUGACUGUCGCGCAGUUGGUAAUAUUAGAUUGAUCGGUGAAUUAUUUAACCACACAAUGCUCACAGUUGUUUUCAUAAAAACAUGUAUCAAUCAUUUAUUAACAAUACUAGAUGAAAACAAUAUUGAGUGUCUUUGUGAAUUAUUGAAAACAAUUGGUGCAACGCGUGAAAGUUUAAAGAAUAAUAUCUUUAAUGAUUAUUUUUCACAAAUGACUGAAUUAGCUCAAAGUGAUAAUGAUAAAAUAAGCUCAAGAGUUAGAUUCAUGCUUCAAAAUGUUAUUGAUUUAAGAGCACAAAACUCGAAACCAAAAAGAGUCGAAGGUAAUCCAAUAACAAUAAACCAAAUGUAG